This is a messenger RNA of Trypanosoma rangeli, 714 nucleotides long. RefSeq lists its product as uncharacterized. The record is from RefSeq and is a predicted model, not a curated record. NCBI's taxonomy places the organism in Eukaryota, Euglenozoa, Kinetoplastea, Trypanosomatida, Trypanosomatidae. The transcript has a single exon. The coding region runs from base 1 to 714 and encodes 237 amino acids.
AUGGACUUCGACGACGCCCCUCAAGUCUUCUCGCCGAAGCCGGCCAUCAACCUGUCUGACUCAGACGACAACUUGCCGUCUUCCGCAAAUUUGGCGGCGAAGGGGCCACCACUCAUGAGGCCGGCCGAGGGGGCAGCGGCGCUUUCUCCGAAUAGCAAGAACGGCGCCGUUAAGCGCAACGGGGUGGCGAGUACUCUGCCAGUGGCACCCCUCGCAGCCCCUGUAGGGCAGAAGGGCGCGAGUUACGUGGAUGCGCAGCAGCCGCCGUUGCCGUUCUCCACUGACCCAAAGAUGAGAGUCAACCCUGCCAAGGUGUACAAGGAAGGAUUUCUGUUUAAACAGCAGCCCAGUUGGCCGUACAGCAACCAAAAGCGGUACUGUGUGCUAAAGAACUGUAGGCUUUACUACUUUGACUCGCAGGAAAACAUGAAGGGGGGAAAGCCGCAGGGUGUGAUUGACCUCACCAACGCGAAGCUGACGGAUCCCGGGAACGAGGCCAACCUGCCGUCCAACUUUGGGAUCCACGUGAGGAGCGACAGGCAGGCGGACGGGGGAGGCAGCGGCGGCAACAAAAAGGAACGCACAUUUAUUUUUUCCGUCCUGCACGUCCACGAGCUGGGCGAGUGGAGGGCGGCUGUCCAGGCCGUUGUAGGCGACACCGAGGAGGAUGAAGGGGCACACUGGUUUGAGAAAAUGGUGCAGGGUGUUUACUAG